GUUCAAAUGGAUAUAAAGAUCGCUGUUGGUCCUACCAGUUUGGAGAAUGCCAUAGACCCGAACAACAUCAGCACUUGAGCAAUGGCACCAAGACCAGAGGGUAUCAAGAUCGCAAUCGACCGAGGUGGUACGUUCACCGAUGUCUGGGCGAGCUUUCCUGGACAACAAGAUGUAGUCCUCAAACUGCUAUCGGUUGAUCCAUCCAACUAUGACGAUGCGCCAACAGAAGGUAUUCGACGUAUUCUAUCGCAUUUCUACGGCAAAGAGCUUCCCCGGGGAAGCCCUCUGCCUAAGACUGACAUCGAGUUUAUCCGAAUGGGCACUACCGUGGCCACAAACGCCUUGCUCGAACGCAAGGGCACAAAGCAUGCAUUCCUAGUAACUAAAGGAUUUCGAGAUCUGCUCAAUAUCGGAUAUCAGUCCAGACCUAGGCUAUUUGACCUCAACAUAGUGAAGCCUGAGGUGCUGUACACCGAAGUGCGUGAGGUUGACGCUAGAGUUACCAUCGAGGGCUUUGACGAGGACGUUGAUGGUUUGUUCAGGUCAGAACAGGAGAUCCCAGGAGCCCUAACUCGUGGGACCAGUGGAGACAUGGUCCGGAUUCUGACCCCCCUUGAUGAGCAAAAGGUCCGUCAGACAUUGAAGGAUCUGCGAGUCAAAGGAAUCGAUACACUUGCUGUUUGCCUGACGCAUUCGCAUGUGUACCCCGAACAUGAGAAGCGUAUUUACGAGCUAGCUACCGAGGAGGGGUUCACCCACGUGUCGUUAUCUUCUGCUGUGGCCGCGAACAUGAUCAAGAUGGUUCCUCGAGGAAGCUCUGCCUCAGCGGAUGCAUACUUGACUCCAGAGAUCAAGAAAUACAUCUCCGGAUUUGCCAAAGGUUUCGAAGGUGGGAUCCUCAAUGGCGUCAGAUGCGACUUCAUGCAGUCUGAUGGCGGUCUCGUGAGCCACAACAGCUUCAGUGGAUUACGAGGGAUUUUGAGCGGGCCUGCAGGCGGCGUGGUUGGCUAUGCAAACACUUCGUAUGACAAGCAGAACAAAAUUCCUAUUGUGGGAUUUGACAUGGGUGGCACAUCGACAGAUGUUUCAAGAUAUGGCGGGCAACUAGAGCACGUCUUUGAAAGUGUCACCGCCGGCGUGACUAUCCAGAGCCCUCAGUUGGAUAUAAACACAGUUGCCGCCGGUGGUGGAUCGAUCCUAUAUUGGAGAAACGGGCUCUUUGCUGUUGGCCCGGAGAGCGCGUCCUCACACCCAGGGCCUGCAUGCUAUCGCAAAGGGGGGCCGCUGACAGUGACAGAUGUAAAUCUGUUCUUGGGUCGACUUCUGCCGGAUUUCUUCCCGAAGAUAUUUGGAAAGAACGAGGACGAGCCACUUGACUCUGAAAUCGUACGGGAGAAAUUCACAUCCCUCACGACCGAAAUCAAUGCCGAAACAGGGCGAUCGCUGAGUCCGCAAGAAGUGGCCUGCGGCUUCUUAGAUGUAGCAAACGAGGCAAUGUGUCGACCAAUUCGGGCCCUGACGGAGGGGAAGGGAUAUGAUAUCGGCAGUCAUAACCUUAGUGUUUUUGGUGGCGCUGGCGGGCAGCAUGCGUGUGAUGUUGCACGGAAGCUGGGAAUAUCUACAGUCAUCAUUCACAAAUAUUCAAGUAUUCUGUCCGCAUAUGGUAUGGCGUUGGCGGACGUGGUCCAGGAAGCCCAAGAGCCAGUUAACGAGACUUAUACCGAAGCGUCCUUGAAGAUACUGAACGGCCGCCUGUCUCUCCUCCAAACAAAAGUUCAUCAGAAGCUCGUCGAACAGGGCAUCCAUUCAAAUAGUAUAUCCUACCAAUCGUACCUGAAUAUGCGAUACCAAGGGACCGAAACAUCAAUCAUGGUUCUGAAGCCCGAGGACGGUGACUUCAAAGAAGAGUUCAAAAAAGCGCACCUUCGGGAGUUUGCCUUCUUAUUUCCUGAUGAACGACCAAUAUUUGUGGAUGAUGUGCGUGUAAGAGGUAUUGGAGCCAGCGGGGGUUUGGGUUCAGAGGGACUUCAGCUGGAUGCAGAGAUGAAGAACACACAUUUUGCUCCAGUGUCAACACAAAUAGCUGAGCGAACGACGAAGAUCUACUUCCAAGGACAGGGAAUCUGUGCCACGCCUGUAUUCCUUUUGCAGAACCUGACGCCAUCUGUCAUCGUUACUGGACCGGCAGUCAUCAUUGAUCAGACCCAGACACUUGUAAUUACGCCUGAUGCAGAAGCCAAGAUUCUGCAGUCUCAUGUCGUGAUUGAUGUCAAGUCUGGCGCGUCAGCCAAAUUGAAGGAUCCUACUGUCGUUGAUCACAUUCAGUUAUCGGUGUUUGGUCAUCGGUUUAUGAGCAUCGCCGAGCAGAUGGGUCGUGCUCUACAGAAGACGUCCGUCUCGUUGAACAUCAAAGAGCGGCUGGACUUUUCCUGUGCUUUAUUUGGACCGGACGGGGGUCUGGUGGCCAACGCCCCUCAUGUUCCUGUUCACCUGGGUUCAAUGAGCUACGCGGUGAAAUUCCAACAUGAUCUGCACAAAGGAAAUCUAACUCCGGGAGAUGUUCUAGUUUCAAAUCACCCCGAGGCUGGAGGAACCCAUUUGCCUGACAUUACUGUCAUCACACCUGUCUUUGAGAAAUCUGGAAAAGAAGUCGCCUUUUAUGUCGCCUCCCGUGGCCACCACACGGAUAUAGGUGGACUCGGAGGGACUUCCAUGCCACCGAACUCCACCGAACUAUGGCAGGAGGGUGCCGCAAUCCGGUCAUUCAAGCUGGUUCAUGCCGAGAAUUUUGACGAUAAGGGCAUCACUGAAAUCCUCCUUAGUCCUGGCCAGUAUCCCGGCUGCUCUGGAAGCCGCCACGUCGCGGACAACAUCUCCGACCUCAAAGCCCAAGUCGCGGCCAACCACAAGGGAAUGACACUUGUACAAGCCCUGAUCAAAGAGUACUCGCUACCCGUGGUCCAGCUCUACAUGGGCGCCAUCCAAUCCAACGCCGAGCUCGCAGUGAGAGCAUAUCUCCGAUCGACCUGCUCGAAGUUCGGAUCCCACCUCACAGCCGAAGACCAGAUGGACAACGGCUCCCUCAUCAAACUCUCAAUCACAAUCGCCCCAGACGGAUCCGCCACCUUCGACUUCACCGGCACCGGUUGCGAACUCCUGAGCAAUAUCAACGCCCCACCCGCCAUCACGCACUCCGCCAUCAUCUACACCAUGCGCCUACUCAUUGGGACCGACAUCCCCCUUAACCAAGGCUGUCUGGCGCCCAUCGACGUGAUCCUCCCUAAGGGAACCUUCCUCAACCCAUCCGCCGGGCCCGCCGUAUGUGCCGGAAACACACAGACAUCGCAGCGCAUCGUGGACGUGAUCCUGCGCGCGUUCCGCGCCGCCGCAGCGUCGCACGGCUGCAUGAACUGCCUCGGCUUCUUCGGCGAGGGCGGCAGAGACAAGGACGGACAGAAACUGAGCGGGUACGCGUAUGCAUUUGGCGAAACGAUCUGCGGGGGCUCCGGCGCUACCGAAAUUUCACCUGGCGCUUCAGGUGUGCAUACGCACAUGACGAACACGAGGAUCACGGACCCGGAGAGUCUGGAAAAGCGGUACCCGGUUAUUCUGCGUGAGUUUGCUAUUCGUCCGGGCACUGGGGGAAAGGGUCUCCAUGAUGGUGGGGAUGGCGUCGUCAGGGAUAUUGAAUGUCGGGCGCCGUUGAGCUUCAGCGUUAUUACUGAAAGGCGCAGUAUUCCGCCGUAUGGGAUUAAUGGUGGACAGCCGGGGGAGCGUGGUGCGAAUUACUGGGUUCGUCGUGUGAAGAUCGGAGAGAAGGAGGAGUGGCGGUGGGUGAACAUGGGGUCGAAGAACAUGGUGAGAAUGGAGACGGGGGACCGGUGCGUUAUUCAUACACCUGGUGGUGGUGGCUGGGGACAGGCAGAGAUGAAUGGGUUCCAUGCGAAUGGGAGCAGCGCUCAGCAGGUCCAGUAUCCGCGGGCGUCAGGCAGUGUAGCUGCGUAUAUGACGGCCCAGGAGAGCUCUUCAUGAUAUUAUUUGUCCAAGAAC
Aspergillus steynii IBT 23096 is the source of this 4050-nucleotide messenger RNA. RefSeq lists its product as uncharacterized. Gene Ontology annotation, molecular function: 5-oxoprolinase (ATP-hydrolyzing) activity. The transcript has 8 exons. Lineage: Eukaryota; Fungi; Ascomycota; Eurotiomycetes; Eurotiales; Aspergillaceae. The record is from RefSeq and is a predicted model, not a curated record. Gene Ontology annotation, biological process: glutathione metabolic process. Gene Ontology annotation, cellular component: cytosol. The coding region runs from base 82 to 4032 and encodes 1316 amino acids.